This is a messenger RNA of Adineta steineri, 429 nucleotides long. Lineage: Eukaryota; Metazoa; Rotifera; Eurotatoria; Adinetida; Adinetidae. The record is from the annotation of a GenBank genome assembly.
AUGUCAAAUUUAAACCCACAAUCGUUACCAGUAAUAACGAAAUCAAGUGAACAAAUUCGACAAAAAGUCGAUGAACGACAUUGGGAAUUAUUUGAAACACGUUUAAAAAAACCAUUAUUUGAAAGAAAUAAAGAAAACUAUACAAAAUCAAAUAAUUAUCAUAUAAUUGAUCGUUUAAAACCAGUUGAUCAAACUCGACCACCGAUUCAACCUAAUCAACGAUGGCAAUCAUUUUGUACUCAAUUAACAGAUAAAACAAAUGAAUCUACUCGCCUUAUGUCUAUAUUUCAUAAUGUUUGGGUUAAGAAUUGGAAUACGAAACAACUACAAACUGAUUCAGAUACGCAUGAAAAUACUUUUUUAAAACAUUUUAAAGCAAAUGAACAUGAUAAAAAAGUUAUAUCGUCAAUUCUUCAUCAAAAUACUUAA